GGAGCAUAAACCUACUCACCUUAUUAGCUAUCCAACAUCAGCGUAAGAAAAUGUCUGUUCAAGUUUCAGCCACUGCAACCACUCGUCGGUCAGCAAAUUUUCAACCUAGCAUUUGGGGCAACCACUUCCUUUCCUAUGAUAAUGAUAAUAAUUUCAUGGAAACAAGUGACAGAAUGGAGCAUGAAACACUCAAGGAACAAGUAAGGAAGAUGCUAAUGGAGAGUACCGAUACAUUAGAAAUUAUCGACGCAAUCCAACGGUUAGGCGUUUCAUACCAUUUCGAAACAGAGACGGAUGAAAUCUUAUUAAGAGAGGCAAAUACACUUAGCAAUGGCUCUCAUCUCGAUGACAAAGCCGAACUACAUGACAUUUCUCUCAAAUUUCGAUUACUUAGACAACAAGGCUAUAGCAUGUCAUGCGAUGUUUUCAACAAGUUCAAGGACAACAAAGGGAGGUUCAAAGAUUCACUAGUGAAUGAUGCUCGAGGAAUGUUAAGCUUGUACGAAGCUACACACUUGCGAGUGCAUGGAGAAGACAUAUUAGACGAAGCACUUGCUUUCACUAGUGCUCAUCUUCACUCCAUGGCUACCCAAUUGAACUCUCCGCUUUCCGAUCAAAUUAAUCAUGCUUUAAAACAGCCUAUUCAUACUGGCUUGCCAAGACUUGAGGCCAGGAAUUACUUAUCUAUCUAUCAAGCAAGCUUCUCAUGUAAUGAAGUUUUACUCUCUUUUGCCAAGUUAGACUUCAAUCUAUUGCAAGAGCAGCAUCAGAAAGAGCUUUGCGACAUUACAAAGUGGUGGAAAGAAUUGGAUUUUGCGAACAAGCUACCAUUUGCAAGGGACAGAGUUGUAGAAUGCUACUUUUGGAUUUUGGGGGUUUAUUUCGAGCCCCAGUUUACACAGGCCAGAAGAAUUUUGACGAAAGUCAUAGCUCUGACUACCAUUAUUGAUGAUAUCUAUGAUGUCUUUGGUACUCCCGAAGAACUUGAGCUCUUCACAGACGCAAUUCAGAGGUGGGACCCAAGUGCCGAAGAGAAUCUGCCUGAUUAUAUGAAAGAAUUCUACAUGGCCCUUCUCGAUGUUUAUUCGGAAAUUGAGGACGACAUGCUCAACCAAGGAACACUCUAUCGUUUUCACUAUGCAAGAGAAGCGAUGAAGAAUCAAGUUGAAGCCUAUUUUGUUGAAUCCAAAUGGUUCCACCAAAAAUAUGUACCAACAAUGGAGGAAUAUAUGGCGGUCGCAUUAGCUACCUCAGGCUACGAGUUGCUGGCUAUCACAUCCCUUGUUGGCAUGGGAGAUAUCGUUACCAAAGACUCAUUUGAUUGGUUAUCCAACAAACCCAAUAAGAUUUUAAUUGCCUCACAAACAAUCAGUAGACUCAUGGAUGACAUUGUGUCCCACAAGUUCGAGCAAAAGAGAGGGCAUGUUGCGUCGAGCAUAGAGUGUUACAUGAAACAAUAUGGUGCGACAGAAGAAGAAGCUGUCGGAGAAUUUCGAAGAAAAAUAGAGUAUGCAUGGAAAGACAUCAAUGAAGAGUGUCUGAAUCCAACCUCAGUGGCUAAGGCUGUCCUGACGAGGAUCUUGAAUCUUGCAAGGGUAAUGGAUGUUGUGUACAAGGAUGGAGAUGGCUUUACUCAUGCUGGACUUGAGUUAAAACAUUUUGUAUCUUCUCUACUCGUUGAUCCUGUACCACUUUAACGAGCUUUAAGAAGUUUCAAUUUAUUAAAAUGGCUUAUUGCCAAUUUGCACCUACUAAAAUUCUAGUCUAAUAGUAAUGUAUGAUUUUGACAUGAUUUUAAACUCAUGUAAAUCUAUUUUUCAGUUUUCUCA
Messenger RNA from Mercurialis annua (annual mercury), 1829 nucleotides. Its product is annotated as (-)-germacrene D synthase-like. The transcript is spliced from 7 exons. Gene Ontology annotation, molecular function: terpene synthase activity; magnesium ion binding. The coding region runs from base 51 to 1697 and encodes 548 amino acids. Gene Ontology annotation, biological process: diterpenoid biosynthetic process. Lineage: Eukaryota; Viridiplantae; Streptophyta; Magnoliopsida; Malpighiales; Euphorbiaceae. The record is from RefSeq and is a predicted model, not a curated record.